AUGAACUGUUUUUCUCAAUCGAAGCUGUUAUACCAGUUUUUGAAGGUUGGUUAUGUUUCUCUGUGUAAUCCUUGUGUUUUAGCAUUAGCGAAUAGCUUUUCUUUGGAAUUUAGUAAAUAUUUCAGCAUACCUUAUAUUGGAACGAUCUUAUGUACGUGGUUAGGUCUUGAAGUAAAAACAAAACCACAAUCUGGUUUCUUUAGUUAUGGAUAUAAUCGUUUUUCAUAUUCAACACCAAAAUAUGUUCAAUCUAUCUGUGAGAAUUACAUCGAGAUAAUGCCUUCAUCAAUAAAACUGCUCUUGGAUUAUUCAGCCCAUCUAUAUGAAGCACGUAAAUAUUUUGAAGCCUUACGCGAACAAAAGCCUGGUUUUAGUGAUUUUCUAUCACGUUGUUCACAUACCAACUUCAGUAAACGUUUGGAUUUGUGGCAUUUCCUGGAAUGUCCCAAAACCAGAUUGACUAGAUAUCCUUUAUUACUAGAUCGAUUGAUUAAAUUGACGCCCUCAACUGACCCAGAACUUAACCAUUUACUCGUUGUUCGAUCUGCUUUUACCUGUAUAGCUGAAGAGUUAAACCGUCGAAUUGGUGAAGCUAUGCGUAAUUUUUACUUGGAGUACAUAGAAUUUCAUGGUAAUUUGGAAUUACAGUACAAAGAUAUGAUAUGUCAUCAAAAAUCACUAUUACUGAGAGGCAAUCUACAUACUGGUAUUGGAGAAGUUACCGUUUUUAUUUUUCCCCAAUUAAUGCUUAUAACUGCAAGUACUGGACCUGAUAGAAAUACUCGAUUAAUAUCACAUUGUUAUCCUGGUAAAUUAUCACGUCAAACCACCAAUCUGCGUGGUACUACUUCAUCUAAAAACUCACCAACUUUACCUAUCUCUGCACUACCAUCUAUAAUAUCCUCUAUGAGAACAAGCGUUUGUAGUCAUCGAUGGUCUUUGUUAUCCAUUUUGAAAAGUCCACCUAAUUCAGAAAAUUCUAUGAAUACAUCGUUUAACUCAGGUAAUCGACCGUCUAAAUAUACACGAUUAUUUCGACGUUUGUCAUCAAUUAUAACAAUGUCCUCCUCCUCCUCAUCAUCAUCAUGGACAAGGUCAGAAGUUUCCAAACUUAUAACAACAGCGUCUUUCACACCAGCCCAUGAAACUGUCAGUCUUGAACGAUUUCACAUCUGCUAUCCACCUAUAAUAUUAAAAGAUUAUGUUUUGGAAAAUGUAACUGAUGAUAAUAUUCCUUCAAGUGUAUUGAAAUUUCCUUUUUCCAUAGAAAAAACUCAUCAAAAUGUAUUCAAACUUUCUUAUUAUGAUUAUUGUGUAAAACGGAAAUCCGGAAAAACUGCAAUGAAACAAUCGAAUUUAUUAUAUUCAUGUAAAAAAAUUCUCUCGAAAACAUCUCGUGAAAUAAACUGGUUUUCAUCGUCACCGUCGCUUUCACAAAAAUCCAACAAAACAUUAUUUAAAGAAUUUCUCUUUGAAGCAUCUAGUUUAGAGGAUAAAAAAUUCUGGUUAUCUACACUGGCACCACUUGUACGCAGUUAUCAUCGAAGUUAA
Messenger RNA from Schistosoma turkestanicum, 1551 nucleotides. NCBI's taxonomy places the organism in Eukaryota, Metazoa, Platyhelminthes, Trematoda, Strigeidida, Schistosomatidae. The record is from the annotation of a GenBank genome assembly.